Asparagus officinalis (garden asparagus) is the source of this 887-nucleotide messenger RNA. RefSeq lists its product as uncharacterized. NCBI's taxonomy places the organism in Eukaryota, Viridiplantae, Streptophyta, Magnoliopsida, Asparagales, Asparagaceae. The coding region runs from base 140 to 541 and encodes 133 amino acids. Gene Ontology annotation, biological process: mitochondrial respirasome assembly. The transcript is spliced from 4 exons. The record is from RefSeq and is a predicted model, not a curated record.
CUUUCAGAAAUAAUCUCAGAUCCAACACUGACUCUUAAAAAUAAACAUAUAAUAAAAUAAUCCUCAACUUCAUCUUCUUCCUCUCAUCAAAACCCUAGCCCAAUGCGAUCUCGCGAUCCCCAAUCCUCAGCCUGUUGACAUGAAGAAGUCCAAAUUGCAGAAACCUAAUCAUCAUCAUCACCGUCAGCAGCAGCAGCAGCAGAAGAAUGGCCACGUGAUCCCCUUUAAACUCGCCAAGUUGCUAGAUCCUGAUGCUCCAUGGGAUAAGAAUCAGUUAUGCGAUGUUUUGCAUUGGAUACGGCAGGCGCUGGGGCUUCUGUUUGGAUUGCUAUGGGGUGCGAUCCCUGUAGUAGGCGCCAUUUGGAUUGUUGUGUUUUUGGUACUGUCUUCUGGCAUAAUUUAUGGAUACUAUGCACAUGUGCUAAAGAUCGAUGAAGAAGAAUUUGGAGGCCAUGUAGCAUUGCUUCAAGAGGGUCUCUUUGCUUCGUUCAGCCUCUUUCUGCUUGCCUGGAUACUAAUAUACAGCUUAGCACAUUUCUGAGCGGUUUAUCUCAUCGAUUCUGGACUGCGUUAGGAUAUUCUCUCUCCUUUCCGUUUGUAUUCUACUUAUAUGUCAAGCAGUAGAUGUUUGACCUCACAUUUGAUCUGAGAGAGAACUUUGAGUUCACUGGUUAUCGAUAUUGGAUAUUACCAAUAUCGCAAGGGUAAUAUUAUGUUAUCUAUGUUUCAGGGAAGUAAUGUUACAGUCUUCAUACUUUUUUACGUCGAUUUGCGACGCUGGAAGCAUGUAGCUCAGUGAACAUUUUUCAGGUGUGAUUUGUAUAAUACAGUCACUAACAAAUUAGCUUAUGAGUUGAUGUAAGUUUAGUUGGGUACUAUUUGAUCCA